AUGGCAUUCAAGAACCCUGAGAAUGUUAACCUAACUGAGAAUUGCCUCACAUUAUGCUCUGAGAAAACAGUUUCUACUACAGUGCAUGUUUUAUUGUAUGUUUCUGCAGUAGCUGUGGUUCUGCUUACAGUAAGUGGAAAUCUAUUUGUCAUCAUCUCUGUGUGUCACUUCAAGCAGCUACACACACCAAAUAAUAUCCUCAUCCUCUCUCUGGCUGUGUCAGAUCUUCUUGUGGGAAUAAUUCUGAUGCCAUUACAUUUUAUUGUGAUGAUUGAAUCGUGCUGGAUUUUUGGACUGAUACUCUGUCAUGUAUAUAAUUUUUUCUCUUUCCAUUUACCUUGUGUGUCUAUACACUGUGUUGCUCUAAUUGCUGCAGAUCGUUACUCUGCACUGAAUAAUCCCUUUUUCUAUUCUCAGGAAGUCUCACUGUCUGUUAUAUGUGUUGUAGUUUUGUUUAACUGGAUGUUUUCAGCUUCUUAUAACUUUGCUCUUCUUUAUUUUAAUGGAAACUUCACAGAUUUGACAAUGUGCCCUGGAGAAUGCCUUUUUGCUCAAAGUGAAAUAUGGUCCCUAGUGGAUCUAGUGAUCGUGUUCAUCUUUCCAUGUGCUGUGAUAAUAAUUUUAUACACAGGUGUUUUUUUCAUUGCUAGGAGACACAUUAAUGCCAUUAGGGGACUUGUUAAUCUAAGAACAAAAGGAGAGGUUAAGACUGUAAAACAUUCUGCGGCAUCUGAGAGAAAAGCUGCGAAAGUCCUUGGCAUACUAGUGUUUGUCUUUCUGAUGUGCUUAAUACCAUAUUAUAUUUGUACUUUCAUUGGUGAUACUGUAGACACAAAAUUGUUUUAUGAUCUAAUGAAUUAUGCCUCAAUUGUCCUUUAUCUAAAUUCAUUCAUCAACCCAAUAAUCUAUGCUUUGUUUUACCCGUGUUUUCAAAGAAGUAUAAAAUUAAUAUUAACAUGUAAAAUAUUUCAAGGACACUCCUCUUUCAUAAACGUAAUUGGAUCCUCUGAAACCACUGGUGCCGAGGCAAAAGUUCCAGCUCCUGCUGCUGCAAAGGAUGUGGAUGACUCUGGACCUUCUGUUCUGGCUCCUGCUGGUGCUGAGGCCGUCCCUGGAUGGGAGAGUCGGUCUCCAAAAUCUCCUCAGUGGCACACGGCAACAUCAGUGCAGCAGCGAUGGCUCGUUGUGGAGGAGGUGAGAAGACAGGACGAGGCAGAGCGACAUGCCAAGGUAAUUUCAAUGGCCAAGCAGGGCCAAUGGACUAACUGGAAGAGCCUUGAAAAAAGGAAACUCAGCUGGCAUGACAUCUGGGAGAUGGAGGGAUCACGGCUGAGGUUUGUCAUCAGAGCCACUUAUCACCUCCUACCCAUACCCCAGAACCUGAAGCAGUGGUUGGGAGAAGACCCUGCUUGCUCACCUUUGUCAAGCAUCCGCAUCACUAAGGCACAUUUUAAUGGGAUGCACCACGAGUCUCACCCGAGGCUGUUACAUUUGGCGACAUAA
Chanos chanos (milkfish) is the source of this 1503-nucleotide messenger RNA. RefSeq names its product trace amine-associated receptor 13c-like. The coding region runs from base 1 to 1503 and encodes 500 amino acids. Gene Ontology annotation, cellular component: membrane. Gene Ontology annotation, molecular function: trace-amine receptor activity. Gene Ontology annotation, biological process: G protein-coupled receptor signaling pathway. The transcript is spliced from 3 exons. NCBI's taxonomy places the organism in Eukaryota, Metazoa, Chordata, Actinopteri, Gonorynchiformes, Chanidae. The record is from RefSeq and is a predicted model, not a curated record.